GACCCAGGUGGGACUUGAACCCACAAUCCCCAGCUCCGGAGGCUGAUGCCUUAUCCAUUAGGCCACUGGGCCAAUUCAAAGGAGCUGCUAUCCCUUUAUCUACACAUCAUUAUGCUGUUGCUAUGCGCUUGAGGGUAAAUUUGGUCUUAGCGGAAAUUCAAUCUUGUACAAUCCUCUGCAGCUGAUUGCGCCACAAAAUUAGUAUCAAAUGGAUAAACUGUUAUGUAAACAGAAAAUUUGACCAUGCAAUACGCUAAAUAUAUGUCAAAUAAGCUUAUGUAGCUGUUGGUAUGCAUAAGCCAGUGUAAGUUGUGUAUUUAGGCGAAGUAUUUAAACGUUUUAAGUGACUGUUUUAUUGUGCUGGAACCAGAAGCGAUGAACAAUGAAUAUAAACAUCGUAAAUUCUCCAAAACAACUCUGAAUUUGCUGUUCUUCUUCAACCAGUUGUGGUUUGUCUUCGCACAGUUUCGGCCUGGAGACCGACCAAAUCUUAGCCAAUCACAUUCGUUGAUACCUAUUGACAGAUUGAUGCAGCCAAUCAUGAGAGAACGCAUUAAAAGUGGGCGGGUGCGUCAGUAGUUGUAUAUAAAUGAAAAGGGGCUUGGCUUUUUCAUACAGUAGAUUCCGUUGUUUUGAUGAGAAUAGAUGUGUUGUUGAGGUAAUCGACGAUUCGCAGCAACCGCGACCCGUUCAACAUAUUAUUAGGUCUUUUAUUUGGUAGCUCGUCGCUGCUUUUCUGAUCGAGUCGCUCAAAAAAAGCGACUUGAUCCAGCUGAUACCGAUCGCUUAGUAAAAUCAGGUCGAAAGGGAUGCCGCUGCAGACAGACUCCGACGGACGCCAGCAGUCUUUGGAUUUAAUCUCAUCGCAUUUAAUCGGCAAGAGCAGCUUUUCUAUAAAUUUUAAAAGCCUCAGAAUAACUCAUCCUCGACCGAGUGCUUGUGAACGAUGCUUAAGCUUGAGUGCGAACUAAAAGCGCAGCUGUGAAGCGAAGACAACAGGAGCGUUUGGUAGUCAACAGAGCUAACCGCUAACUCGGCUAACGUUAGCUGGUCAACAACAAAGCGCGGCUCGUUAAUCUCCGGUAACCAGUCCGUUAAACGGGUUCGAGUGUCUAACGGUACAGACGACCCCCCGACUUUUAAGCCAGCUGUUUUCUGCCUGUGCGGAGAAUUUUGCUCGACAGCAAUGAAACUGUUGGAAAACUCCAGCUUUGAAGCCCUCAGCUCCCGGCUGUGUGUUGAAACCGGAGAGUCUCGGAUCCUUGGCAGGAUUGAGAGCUACUCCUGUAAGAUGGCAGGAGAUGAUAAACACAUGUUCAAGCAGUUCUGCCAGGAGGGGGAGCCCCACGUCCUGGAGGCUCUCCCCCCUCAGUCCACCAGCGCCACCAGCCCCUCACAGCUGGGGAAGAGCAGCGAGGACGGAGAAAACCCUCUGAGUGACAAGUGUUGCAGGAAGACUCUCUUCUACCUCAUCACCACGCUCAACGAGUCCUUCAGGCCCGACUACGACUUCAGUGCAGCGCGCGCUCACGAGUUCAGCCGAGAGCCCAGCCUCAACUGGGUGGCUAAUGCGGUAAACAGCAGCCUGUUCUCGGCUGUGGGUGAGGAGUUCAACUCUCUGGGGCCCGAGCUGUGGAACGCCAUCGACCAGGAGAUCAACCUGCAGGGCUGUGACAUUUACAGCUACAACCCUGAUCUGGACUCAGACCCUUUUGGUGAAGAGGGAAGCCUCUGGUCCUUCAACUACUUCUUCUACAACAAGAAGCUGAAGAGGAUUGUGUUCUUCACGUUUCGCUCUGUCAGCGUGCUGAGCGGCUACGGCCGUGGUUGUCUCGACAACGAGUUGGACAUGGAGCUGGAUGAUGAAGAGGAGAUGGAUGGCUUCACUGAGGACAGGUUUCCCAGAGCUCUGUGUGUGUAGAUGUCGGACAUGCCUCGGCCAAAGAGUUUCCAGGCUUUUCCUGCUCCCAUUCUUCGCUCCAUCUACCUUUUUUGUUUAGUUUUUUUCUACUGCCUCAUCCAAAGCCAUUUUCACACUAAUGCAUGUUUGACGCCUUUUCUCUGCCGGCAGUGAACUGUGUGCCGUGUGGCGGCGGACGUUUUGGAAAGACGUCACGCUCCUUCAUUCAUUCUCCGCUAUGAUUUUUGACCCUGAGCUCAAAGCCCUGAUGGUAACCAUAGGAGCUUCUCCAUGUUUUAAAGAGACCGCUUCAUGAACACUUUAGAGGAAGAAGGUCUUAUGGAGGAGUGGCUGAGGAACAAAGACUGCAAAAGAUGUCACGGAGAAGAGUCCAGGUAACACCAGCAUCGAUGAAAACUGACACCUGGAGCCGGUUGAGACGGACUGAUCAGCUGAGAGCUCAUCUGUUCCUCAUCGUUUGCUACUUUUGUGUUACUCUUAAUGUGUGACAGUGACGUUACUGUGAGAACUUUUUUUUUUAAAAUUUAAACUCUGCAUUUAUUACUGGCACUUGUUAUUGAAUCUCUUGAACGCUCGUCUGAACUCGUCGGACGGGAGGGGGGUGCUCUCGGCGUCUGGGUUGCAGCUUAGAAAACAUAUCAGCUUUUAUCAGACGUACAGUUUAUUGUAUGUGUCGUCUAAAUCCAGUAUUUUUUUUUUGCAUCACCCCCAGUUAAAGCCCUCAUUCCUGCGUCUUGACAGUGUUUUUCUUAGCUCAUUACCUCGAUGCAAAGCCUGCAUUGAAAAGUGAAUGUAUAGUACAGUUUAGAGAAAUUAAAAAACAUCCCAGAAAAAAAUUUCUAGAAACUGAGAAGCUUCUUUUUACGUUCCUCUAAAAGUAGAUUGGGGUUGUGUGUCUUUUUUCGACUGCUCUGUGCUUCGUUUGAUCGGCCGAUAUAUUGCAGAUGUGAAUAAACCUGUGUUUGGAUCAGA
This is a messenger RNA of Acanthochromis polyacanthus (spiny chromis), 2893 nucleotides long. Its product is annotated as repressor of RNA polymerase III transcription MAF1 homolog. Lineage: Eukaryota; Metazoa; Chordata; Actinopteri; Pomacentridae. Gene Ontology annotation, biological process: negative regulation of transcription by RNA polymerase III. Gene Ontology annotation, cellular component: nucleus. Gene Ontology annotation, molecular function: RNA polymerase III core binding. The record is from RefSeq and is a predicted model, not a curated record.